This is a messenger RNA of Triplophysa dalaica, 4696 nucleotides long. RefSeq names its product opioid binding protein/cell adhesion molecule-like (gene opcml). The record is from RefSeq and is a predicted model, not a curated record. The coding region runs from base 190 to 1365 and encodes 391 amino acids. The transcript has 9 exons. Lineage: Eukaryota; Metazoa; Chordata; Actinopteri; Cypriniformes; Nemacheilidae. Gene Ontology annotation, cellular component: neuron projection.
CUUGUGCUGGAUUUAAAUUGCCCCACUCCAUGCCCAUUCAGGGGUGAAAACAAGCCGUUCGUUGGCGUAAUUGCACGGUGACAAAAGAACCAGCAGACAGAUCACAGGUGGUCGAGCUUCUGUUGAGAAGAGCAGAGAGGGAAGAGAAGAAACAGCAGCACCUAUAUCAAAAAACAAACAGUUUGAAGAAUGUGCAACCCUGUCUGCUUCAUCUUCGUGGUGUGGGUGAUCGCUCUCCUCGUGUAUCCAGAAUUCCUUUUUAAGCCAAAACCUGUAAUCCAUCCAUCCAUCCAUUUUCUACCGCUUAUCCGAACUACCUCGGGUCACGGGGAGCCUGCGCCUAUCUCAGGAGUCAUCGGGCAUCAAGGCAGGAUACACCCUGGAUGGAGUGCCAACCCAUCGCAGAAACCUGUAAUCAGAGUGCCAGCGAGAAGCGGAGACUCUUAUUUAAAGGACAACAUCACCGUCAGACAGGGGGACAAUGCCGUCUUGAAGUGCAACGUGGACAACAAAGUUUCACGAGUGGCAUGGCUCAACCGGACUACCAUUCUCUUCACGGGCAAUGAAAAGUGGUCUUUGGACCCGCGGGUGGUCCUGCUAAACACAGCUGUCACUGAAUUCAGUAUAAUGAUUCUAGAUGUAAACUUAUACGACGAGGGGCCGUAUGUAUGUUCCAUCCUCACCAACAAGAAACCAGAAUCCACAAAAGUGCACCUCAUCGUACAAGUUCCUGCCAGGAUUGUAAACAUAUCCACGGAUGUUUCUGUGAAUGAGGGAAGUAACGUAAGCCUCAUGUGUCUGGCCAUCGGACGACCUGAACCCACCAUUUUGUGGAAAUUGCUGUCCUCGAAAGGCAACAAAAUUAUCACCGAGGGCGAGUACGUGGAAAUUAAUGGAAUCACCAAAGACAUGUCUGGCUCAUACCAAUGCGUCACUUCAAACGAUAUCUCAACUCCAGACAUAAAGACUGUUCAGGUUACAGUCAACUAUCCGCCUGUCAUCUUGCGCGCUCGGAGCACAGGAACGGCUGUUGGUCAGAAAGGGGUUCUGUGGUGUGAGGCGUCAGCGGUUCCUCUGGCGGAAUAUGAAUGGUUUAAAGGUGACCGCAGAAUUUUUAACGGACUCCAAGGGAUCAAGAUUGAAAACAAGGGCAAACAAUCCAUGCUAACAUUCUUUAACGUCUCUGAAGAGGAUUACGGGAACUACACCUGCGUGGCUAGGAACACGUUGGGGAUAACAAACGCAAGCAUCAUUUUGUACGGCCCCGGAGCGAUACACGACGUGAACAAUUCAGCUUCAACACCAACCAGCUCGCUCUUGCUCCUAACUCUUGUCCUGACUCUCUCGCAACUGAGCAAGUUUUGAUGCUAAAGCACCUGGCCGCUUCUCAGAACGAACACAGACUCACGGUCCCACACGUUGAGGUUGAAUACUUUAUGGGUUAUUAUUGUUUUUAUUCUUUUGCCUUAUGCUUUAUUUCCGAAGGAAAGAGGUCAGUGUGGGUUUAUGGGUCUGUAAUUGGAUGCUUUGGGAUUUAGGAGUGUUUUGGAUUUUUAAACAGUAAAUCGGACCGUGAAUGGAGUCUGUCAUUAGCUGGGUAGAAAUUAUAGAUCCAACUACAGUAUAUGUGUCUCUCCAACCUUUUGUAUGUGAAAAGAGAAGCAAAAACACAUGUAAUCGUGAAUAACUGAAUGGUUUUUUUGCUCAGUAUUGAACUGUGUGAGGUUACUGCUGUGUCCUGUUUCAUGUAAAAUAACAUGGUUCUUUUUUUUAAAUAAUGGAGAAAAUGACAAACAGCAAAAAAGAAACAAUAAUAAAAAAACGUGACAUUUGAUUUACUGUACAUGUACAGAUGUAUGCAAAUACCGUUCACACAUUUAUAAGAUCUAUGCGUCCAAUAUAAUAUAGCACACAGAUCCAAAAGACAUACAGCAUCCUCCAGCGUCCACCGGCCAAUGAUGUCGCUCAUUUUGUUUAAAAACCAGUGGAAACGUUAAGAUAACUUGCAUGUGUACUGAGCUGACAUACUGUAGUUACAUGCGGUAGGAUAGACCAGGUCUAACAUACUUUACCGUAGAUACGUUUCUUACUAUAGAUGCAGAUCAUAUGCCCGAAAAUCUAAGUGUAUGUGUGAUAGGAAGCUGCACAAUACAUAGUUAAAAAUACAGUAUUAUGACCUUAAAAGAUUGACAGCCGUACCAUAUUCUCAAAUGGAGUCAUUUAUCACUGGAAGUGUAAUCACGGCGAGAUGAAACUUUCUCCUGUGAAGUUCAAGGGAUUCAUUUUCUUCGCAUUCAAAGAGGCAUGUUGGUAGUGACAUGCCACCAAAAUCAUUGCAUAUCGCAUACUCGGUAGAAAAUCCCUUUUUAUAUUUCUUUUAUUUUAUCGAGAUUUUUAUUAAAGUGUUAAAACUGUUCUUUCUGAGGUUUUUGGUGCCGAGUUUCUUUUAAACGUGUUAUGGGUUUGUAUUCUGGAAUCUUAAUGGAAAAAUCAAUUUGACAGAGGCCAAAACUCUUAUCUCAUAUGAUAUAUUAAAAUGAUAAUAUUACAAUAUAUAGAUAUUUAAUAUCUUGUGAGGGGAGGAAAAUAUCAUAAUAGAAGCAUCUCUAUAUCUGUGGGCGAUAACCAUCAAUUUAUCUGUGAUCUUUAGCACUCAUUUCCACACUAAUAUAAUGCCAUAUAAAUGUCAAGUUGUGCAUGUUUGAGAAGGUGAAAGAAAACUGUAAUCUUAGGUUUCAUUUAUUGCAUCGAUUUAUUCAAUAUCUUAAUACGCUUACCCCUCAUAGGCCACAAGUUUGGACCUGAUACUCCAUAUGGAACCUUUCAACACACUUAUGAAGGAAUUAACAUGUUUGCUGGUUAUAUUUAUUCAUAAGAAGCUGGCAUUAAGCCUGUUUCAACAAUUGGUUCGAUGGCUUGGUCUCAACUGGGUUUCGAUGCAACGACACCCCGCGGGUCAUUGUGUUAUUUGGGUCUGAAAUACAGACGGUACAAUGUCAACAAUGUGUACAAGAUUUCCAGACCAAAAACAUGCAUUUUUGUAAGUGAGAGUAAUCCGCACCGGUUUUACAUUACCAAACAUUUCAGGCACACUCAUCAGGGUUCUUAAAAGCGACCGCCGACUCUCAACCGAGAACGCAAAUGACCUCGGGUCCGCACUAAGCACCAUAGUGAAGCAUUCUAAUUAAGAGCGGGAGGAACCCAUGAGAUACAGACGUACACACUCGACUAGCAUUAAACUCUUAAAAUGAGACCUUGUCCGUGUCAGCAUUCAGCUUCAGUGAGCACUGUCAACAGCGGCGCAUAAACACGCCGAAGAGUGAUGAAUCGGUCCAAGGGCUGCCGCAUCACUGAGAAAUAAAUACAUGCCCAUACAUUGUAAAUGACCUUUCAGCUGAUUUUAAAGUUAGAUUCCUCUGCCUUUAAUUUGAAGGAUAUAUACUGCUUGAGCCUUGCUGUGUGAGUUUGAUGUGACUUAUUGAAGGUUUGUCGUCAUUGAAUUGGUUACGUAAUUGUUGGUUACCUUGGCUUGGCGGAGCUCUUACAAAUGGCUGUUGGUUAGAAACGUUUCGGGCUGUGCACAUGCUUCAUCGCUUUCUUGCGUAGGGAAGAGUCGGGAUAAUAAUCGGACCUCAUUUUAGUCACGCUCUGCAUUAAGUACGACUGUGUUCUGGAUCAUGCGGCACAUGUUAAAAAUGCUAUUCUCUAUGUGAGAAACGAUAAACGAAUCUUAAAAUAUGCAAAUAGAAAUGACAUUUAUUUGUUCGGUUUCGAUUUGAUUUGGUUUAUUUUGAGGAUGGUGUAAUUGCUGAAAUGAAAGCACCUUUUCCUUGUUAGCGUUGUGCCUUGCGUGCAAAAAAUCAUGUAUUUACACUGAAAUCACAUAGAUUCAGCCUUGAAAAUAUGAUGCUUGUGUAAACAGUCACUUCCUGUACUAAUUUAAUCAAAUACUUGGACUCAUUUUAAUGACAUUAUGAUAUUUAAUACUAUUUAAGCAUUUCAAGUGACUUGCCCAAGGAUUUACAUAACAGGUUAUAUACAUAAAUUAGUUGUACCAUAGAAUGUAAGAGUAUUUAAUUUUGGUGCCUAUAAUGUUGAUUGAUAUUUUAAGCAGUAAUAUUGUUUUGUCACAAUGAAGGUGAAGAUGCUACUGACAGUGAUGUCAUUUGAACAGUUGCUGUAAUAUACAGUACAAAAGUAUAAAUUUGUGCUCUAAUUCUUUGUUUCACAUCACAGCCAUCACAACCGUAUUCACAGUGAACAGCAGUACUGUAUAUAUCUUACAUAAUAUACCCAUUUACAUUACAAACUGGUUAUAUAAAUAGUUCCAAAUGUCAUUGUUUUCCUGAAUUUUUUUAAUUGAUAUAUUCCUUGUCAUCAUAUCAAAGUGAAAAAAUUGCAAACUGUCAUUGACAUCCAGUCUUGGCACCGCUGUAAGUACACACGGUAGAGCCCAUCCAUAUCAAGUGUUUCAUUCAAAAUGCCCUUGCCAAACUAUAUUGUAUGUUUGUAUUUAUUUUUCUGACUGUCUCUAUCUAGUUCAGAUUGUAAAGUGUAUGAUACCUUAACAUUUGCAACACAACGCUCUCUCAAUGUGCAUGUACAGCCGUAGUUGUAUUUUUCUUUUUUACUAUUGGAAAAUGAGUAAGACUGUUGUAUGUGUUCUGUGUAAUAAAGUUAAGAAUAUUUUCUUCUA